AUGGACAGUAACCAGAACAGGAGUUCUUCUGGGCUGGUGGAAAUCAUCUCGUACACCGAAGAGUUCCACCGAGAGGAUUUACUCCGGUUUUUGCACGAGCAUCGCCUGCAUGAGCGCGGUCUCCAGUACCACACGGUUGCAGUGCUGGGGUGUCAGUCUUCGGGCAAGUCAACGCUUCUGAACUGUCUCUUUGGGACUAACUUUCCGACCAUGGACGCCAGUAUCGGACGGUAUCAGGUCACGAGAGGCAUUUGGCUGGGGGUUGAUGCACGCAGCGGCGAGAUCCUGGUCCUCGACCUUGAAGGCACGGACUCGCGGGAACGGGGCGAGGGCGCUGCAUCGUUUGAGCGGAAAGCGGCGCUCUUUGCGCUUGCGCUUGCGCAAGUCCUCAUCAUCAAUGUUUGGGCGCAGGAUAUUGGUCGGUAUAAUGCAGCGAACCUAGCGCUGUUGCGUACGGUCUUCGAACAGGACGUGGCGCUUUUUCAUCGCGAAGCGCACCGAACGCGGCUGCUCUUUGUGCUCCGCGACCACGUGAACACACCGCUCGCCCUAUUAGAGAAGACGCUUCUCGAAGAUCUCGAGCGCAUCUGGGAUAGCAUCAACAAACCGUCAUCGGUUGAGGGCGCGUCGUUAUCGACUUUUUUCGACGUGGAGUGCACGAGCCUGCCACACAAGGAACUCGCUUCCGGAGCUUUCGAGCAGGCUGCAGCCGACCUCCGAGACCGGUUCUAUAAGGGAGCCUCUGGUAUCUUCCACGAAAGUUAUCAUCGGGGAAUCGCGGCUGACGGGUUCGCUGUCUUCUGUCAACAGAUCUGGCAAGUCGUUCGCGAAAACCGCGAGCUCGAUAUCCCGACCGAAAAGGAGGCUCUAGCUAGGAUUCGCUGCGAGGAGAUCGCCCAAGAGGCGGCAAGUACAUUCGAUGCGGAUGCUGCGGACUUGUCAGCAGCAUACGAGCGAGUGAUGAUGCACUAUCAGGAGCGCUCCGCGCGCUACGUGCCCGUAGUUGCUGCAGCAAAACGAAAGCAGCUGCACGAUGUGCUCUCGUUGCGCGCUCGCGAAGCCUAUCGCCGUCGUCUGCAGCGCCACCUGGAAACACUGGCUGAGCGGUUCGAUCAUUUCGUGAACGAUCAGCUGGCAGUAAAAACUGCCGCGCCUGAGCGCAGCGCGUGGAAAGGAUUCAUGGAUCGCCUCCAGAGGCAACGGAGCGAGCUAGAGACUGCCUGGAAGGAUGUCGCUGUGAUUCCCCAAUGUUUCGUUGAGGACGAAUGCUGGAGCGAGCUGCUUGCCGAGCUCAGCCAAAUCUACAGAGAUCGCCUGGACGCAAUCAGCGAGGCAGCUGAGCACCGUUUGGCAACGUUGUUGCUCGAGGAGGCAGCCGUUUUAUUCUCGCAUCGCCUCCAGGAGCCGCUAUGGGAGGUACUCGAUCGGGCCUCCGCCGAGCAAGAACCAGAAGUUUUCUGGAACCGAGUGGAACAAGAGGUUGUUGAGCGUGUUCGAGACGAGUCAGCGCAGCAUCUGCACAGAGCGCUGAUCUCGACUGGGAUCACAGCGCCUGAGCAGGAGCAUCAUCAGCAGCCGGGCGGACAGACACAGUCUGCAUGCGGGGACGAUGCGCUGGCCUCGAACCUGCUGAAGCUGCACCGAGCGCAGACCAUGGAAUGUGUUUGGAGGUUCCUGCGAAACCAGGCGCACUCACCUUCGGCGUUACAGCUUCACCUGAUGAAAAGAUUCGAGGACGCGUUUCGAUUCGAGUCCAGUGCGCACCGCAUUCCGCGAGUCUGGCAAGCGAGUGAUGAUCUGCGCAAGAUUUGGCUGGAUGCGCUCCAACACGCUAUGUUUCUCGUUGUGUUACUGCAGCACGUCCAUCUCAAUGGCAACGAGUCCUGCCUACUGGGCGAAGCCGAAGUCAAGCUGCUUCGUCAGGGCCUCGAGGAACGCGCUGCGAUGGCCUACUCAGAGGCGGUUCGAGCACAACAGGCCGCUCGCGUGCACCGUCAGGUUCCCGCAUGGAUGCUGGUGCUUCUGGUGCUGCUCGGCUGGAAUGAAUUCGUAGCGGUCCUACAACGACCGUUUUUACUGCUGUCAGUGCUCAUCGUGCUGGGCGUUGUCGUGACACUGGGACGACUCGGGUUGUUGGUGCCAGCGCGACGACUGGCCCGAGUCGCGACCGGACGUCUGCUUGCAGCAACGAUACAUUCAUUGCGAGAAAUGGGUGCACCCGGGGACUGGGGUGUCCUACAGGUGCCACCUGCUUCCCAUGCUUCAGCAGCAUCGCCAAACCGCGCACCCAAACAUCAUCCUGAAUGA
This is a messenger RNA of Cyanidioschyzon merolae strain 10D, 2307 nucleotides long. RefSeq lists its product as hypothetical. Gene Ontology annotation, molecular function: GTPase activity; GTP binding. Gene Ontology annotation, cellular component: endoplasmic reticulum. Gene Ontology annotation, biological process: endoplasmic reticulum membrane fusion. The transcript has a single exon. NCBI's taxonomy places the organism in Eukaryota, Rhodophyta, Bangiophyceae, Cyanidiales, Cyanidiaceae. Bases 1 to 2307 code for a protein of 768 amino acids. The record is from RefSeq and is a predicted model, not a curated record.